GCCACGUGAGGAAAGCAAAAUGGCCGAUGACCUCCAACGUGUGUUUCUCUGGGGUCUAUCUCGAAGCAUGUCGACGGCCCUGCUGAAGUGUCUAAGCUACGCCGACGGAAUUCAAAUUGUGAACCAGCCCUAUGCAUCUGCCUUCUACGAUGGACCCGAAGCGGUACGGCCAGAGCCCAAUCCUAAUGACAAACUUUUGACCCAAAUUGUAGUAGAAUGUGACAAAAUUGCAAGAGAGAGUGAAACGGCAGAGGUGGAGGGAAUAGCGUCGUCUCUCAUGACAAUGGAGUGGAUCAGGGACAAUCUCUUACAAGCCUCUUAUCCCGACAGGAAGCUUCUGCUUUGUCGAGAUCAAGCUCAUUACCUGAAUGGCCGAUAUGACAUGCUGCCUCACGGUUUCAAGUAUAGCUUUCUCAUUCGGCAUCCCUACAAAGUAUUCCGUUCUUUGAGGAAGCUUCUCACCGAUACUUGGGGUGAUUUUCCCGAUAUGCGCUCUUUGCCUUCGCUGGCGUUUCCUCCGGGAGGCGGCUUUAAAGAGCUCUUCGAGUUGGUACAGUACGUCAAGGAGAACUUCGACCCUCGUCCCACCAUCAUUGACGCCGACGAUCUGCUGCAGGAUCCAGCGGGGAUCCUGUCCAUUUACUGUGCCAGGAUGGGUAUCCCGUACACCAGCAAGCUGUUAUCUUGGAAGGCGGGUCAUGAAAUCACCAGCACAUGGCUAAUGAGUAAAGGCGUCUCGGUGGCCAACAAAUGCCAAGGCUUUUACAGGCGUGCCUUCGAGAGCGAGCGGUUUGGGAAGCCUACCCCUAUGCCAGACCCAGCAAGUCUCCCGGAAGAUGUGCGGGCAUGUGCUGAAAUGAGCAUGGAGUAUUAUGAAAGCCUGCAUCGCGAGAGAGUCAUAGCAUCCGUAUAGAGAGAAGGUCGACCCAUGAUAUGGAAUCCCGGCGGCCCGAUUGAUGCCUCACAAUUUCGAGAAGCAAUGUAACAGUUGACCACACCGAUUUCUGUAACUUUGUUGAUACCAAAUAGCAAGAAAUGUCAAUUGUGCCAACAGGGACGACUACGUGUGGUAAUUUGUAGUUGUCAGCUCUCAAAGGAUAACUACGACAUAAAAAGGAGUAGUUGUUGAUAUUCUUUGCCUUAUGCGUCUGAACAAAAAAAAAUUCUUUAAGUACCAAACUUUCAUGUUUGUUCUCGUCCAUUAUCAGGGGCUAAUGGCA
Acanthaster planci (crown-of-thorns starfish) is the source of this 1220-nucleotide messenger RNA. RefSeq lists its product as uncharacterized. NCBI's taxonomy places the organism in Eukaryota, Metazoa, Echinodermata, Asteroidea, Valvatida, Acanthasteridae. The record is from RefSeq and is a predicted model, not a curated record.